Ylistrum balloti is the source of this 1428-nucleotide messenger RNA. RefSeq names its product pancreatic lipase-related protein 2-like. NCBI's taxonomy places the organism in Eukaryota, Metazoa, Mollusca, Bivalvia, Pectinida, Pectinidae. The record is from RefSeq and is a predicted model, not a curated record. The transcript has a single exon. Bases 1 to 1428 code for a protein of 475 amino acids. Gene Ontology annotation, molecular function: carboxylic ester hydrolase activity; lipase activity; protein binding. Gene Ontology annotation, biological process: lipid metabolic process.
AUGUUGAUGCUAGUGUUUGUUUCUUGUGCUUUGUCUGUGACCGGGAAAGAUAUCUCGAGUCAAACCCAAUGUCUACCAGAGUUUGGAUGUUUUGUUUCGGAUGGAGUCGUCCCUGUUCCGCAAAAACCAACCACUGUCAACACACAUCUGAAACUGUUCACGCGUUCGAACUCGCACAGUCCGAUCACGAGCUUUGCGGUAGACAAAUUCGCCAGUGAUAUUAGUCAAUUUUCUACAGUGUUGAAUACCACCAAACACACUAAAUUCAUUAUACAUGGAUAUCUGGAUUCCGGAACUAGUUCUUGGAUCAUAGAACUGACAAGAGAGCUCCUUCGGAAAGGGGACUUCAACGUGAUCGUGGUGGACUGGAAAAGCGGAAGUAAUCAGCAAUAUAACCUUGCUGUGGGUAACUCGUUUUUGAUUGGGGCGGAAGUGGCUAAGGUACUGACAUAUCUUCACGAAAACCAAUCGCUCAACUACGGUCGGGUACACAUUAUCGGCCACAGCCUUGGGGCCCAGGUCGCUGGACAUAUUGGGUACCGGGUCAAAGGGAUUGGUCGUAUUUCCGGACUGGACCCUGCCGAGCCAGACUUUCGUGACAAAAGCGCAGAUAGACGACUUGACCAAACUGAUGCAACUUUGGUGGACAUUAUCCAUACCGAUGGGUCAAAGUUUAAACUCUUAUCAGGCUACGGCUUGCUGAGCCCGAUCGGCCAUAUGGAUUUUUAUCCAAACAGGGGCCAACAUCAGCCCGGAUGUGACGAGAAACCCAUAAUCAGUGCCAUAAACAGCAUACUGCACGGAUCCGUAGGUGGAGCCACUAACUCCGUUACAUGUAGUCACCAUCGUGCUGUUGACCUAUAUAUUGAAUCAGUCAAUUCCUUCUGUAAGUUUUACGGACAUGCGUGCUCAUCAGCGUCUGAGUUCGACAACGGCGCGUGCAUGGGCUGCCCCGCAAGUGGUUGCCCUGUAAUGGGCUACGAUGCCGACCGAUCCCUCGAACGGGGUUCCUUUUACCUCAGUACGGCCUCGUCUAAACCCUUCUGUGCGCGUGAGUACUAUGUGGAGAUACACGUGUCUCAUUUCGCAAGUACUUCAUAUGGAGAACUUUUAGUGACUCUGAUGGGUGAAAACGGGAAAUCCGAAGAAAUAAAAUUUUCCCCGCGUAACGAGUAUUUCCGGCAUGACCAGGUGGAGAAACACGUUAUAGGUAUAAACAUCGAUGUUGGCCACGUGACGUCACUGCGCGUGAAGUAUCAGGAACCAAGACACAACCAGCAUACGUCACACACGGCUCAUGAAAUUCGACUGCAUAGCGUCAUUAUCGGGCCUACAGAUAACUCAAACGAUAGAAUAAAAUUCUGUGCACACGAAGACGGCGUUCAUCCUGAUGGCAGCCUCACCUUGUCCUCGCUCUGGGGGUGUUAG